This is a messenger RNA of Budorcas taxicolor (takin), 5544 nucleotides long. RefSeq names its product SH3 and multiple ankyrin repeat domains 2 (gene SHANK2). The coding region runs from base 1 to 5544 and encodes 1847 amino acids. Gene Ontology annotation, molecular function: synaptic receptor adaptor activity; ionotropic glutamate receptor binding. The transcript is spliced from 24 exons. NCBI's taxonomy places the organism in Eukaryota, Metazoa, Chordata, Mammalia, Artiodactyla, Bovidae. The record is from RefSeq and is a predicted model, not a curated record. Gene Ontology annotation, cellular component: dendritic spine; postsynaptic membrane; postsynaptic density.
AUGCCACGCAGCCCCACGUCCAGCGAGGACGAGAUGGCCCAGAGCUGCUCAGAUUCCACGGAGGAGUCGGAGUCGGACAGUUCCAAGGGGGAGACCAUCUACGACACCAUCCGGGCCACGGCCCAGAAGCCGGGUGGCGCCAGGGCGGAGGAGGGCCAGGCCCACACGCUGGUGCUGCGCAUUGUCAUUGAGGACCUGCAGCAGACGAAGUGCAUUCGAUUCAACCCGGAUGCCACAGUAUGGGUUGCAAAGCAGCGGAUUCUGUGCUCGCUGAACCAGAGCCUGAAGGACGUCCUGAACUACGGGCUGUUCCAGCCGGCCAGCAACGGGCGCGACGGCAAGUUCCUGGACGAGGAGCGGCUGCUGCGCGAGUACCCGCAGCCCAUGGGCAAGGGCAUCCCGUCCCUGGAGUUUCGCUACAAGAAGCGGGUGUAUAGGCAGACAAACCUGGACGAGAAACAGCUGGCCAAGCUGCACACGAAGAACAAUUUGAAAAAAUGCAUGGAUCACAUCCAGCAUCGGUCAGUGGAGAAGAUCAUCAAGAUGCUGGACCGAGGCCUGGAUCCGAAUUUCCACGACCUGGAGACUGGAGAGACUCCCCUGACCUUGGCCGCUCAGCUGGACGACCCCGCGGAGAUGAUCAAGGCCCUCCGGAAUGGCGGGGCCCACCUAGACUUCCGCGCCAAGGAUGGGAUGACAGCUCUGCACAAAGCCGCCCGCACCAGGAACUUGCUGGCCCUGAAGACCCUCUUGGAGCUUGGCGCAUCCCCGGAUUACAAGGACAGCUAUGGCCUGACCCCACUGUAUCAUACGGCGGUGGUCGGGGGCGACCCCUGCUGCUGUGAGCUGCUGCUCCACGAGCACGCGGCCGUGAGCUGCAAAGAUGAGAAUGGCUGGCACGAAAUCCACCAGGCCUGCAGGUACGGCCACGUGCAGCAUCUGGAGCACCUGCUCUUCUACGGGGCCGACAUGGGGGCCCAGAAUGCCUCGGGGAACACCGCCCUGCACAUCUGCGCCCUCUACAACCAGGACAGCUGUGCUCGUGUGCUUCUGUUUCGAGGUGGAGAUAAGGAGCUGAAGAACUACAACAGCCAGACCCCGUUCCAGGUGGCGAUCAUCGCCGGCAACUUCGAGCUGGCCGAGUACAUCAAGAACCACAAGGAGACCGACGUUGUGCCCUUCCGAGAGGCCCCGGCGUACUCCAACCGCAGGAGGCGGCCCCCCAGCACGCUGGCCGCCCCGCGGCUCCUGCUGCGCUCCAACAGCGACAACAACCUCAACGCUGGCGCACCUGACUGGGCUGUCUGCGCGGCCACCUCCCACCUCAGCCUCUCGCCCCAGCUGUUGCAGCAGACGCCCAGCAAGGCCGACGGGGCCGCCAAGACCCUCGGGAGCUACACCCCCGGGCCCCGCAGCCGGUCACCCUCGCUCAACAGGCUGGGCGGAGCUGGCGAGGAUGCCAAGAGGCCUCAGCAGCCCUGGCACGUCGGCCCAGCUUUCCCGCCAGGAGCCAACAAGGAUGCACUGUCCGCCUUUGAGUACCCGGGGCCCAGACGGAAGCUGUACAGCGCGGUGCCUGGGAGGCUCUUCGUCGUUGUCAAGCCAUACCAACCCCAGGUCGAUGGCGAGAUCCCCCUGCACCGUGGCGACAGGGUCAAAGUUCUGAGCAUCGGCGAAGGUGGCUUCUGGGAAGGCAGCGCCCGUGGCCACAUCGGAUGGUUCCCCGCAGAGUGUGUGGAGGAGGUCCACUGCAAGCCCCGGGACAGCCAGGCAGAAACUCGUGCAGACCGCAGCAAGAAACUCUUCCGGCACUACACAGUCGGCUCCUAUGACAGCUUCGAUGCCUCCAGCGACUGCGUUAUCGAGGAGAAGACCGUCGUCCUGCAGAAGAAAGACAAUGAGGGCUUCGGAUUCGUGCUCCGAGGGGCGAAAGCGGAUACGCCCAUCGAAGAAUUCACACCCACGCCGGCAUUCCCGGCCCUGCAGUACCUGGAGUCUGUGGAUGAAGGCGGGGUGGCAUGGCAAGCCGGACUGAGGACCGGGGACUUCUUGAUUGAGGUGAACAACGAGAACGUCGUCAAGGUCGGCCACCGGCAGGUCGUGACCAUGAUCCGCCAGGGAGGGAACCACCUGGUCCUCAAGGUGGUCACGGUGACCAGGAGUCUGGACCCGGAUGACACCGCCCGGAAGAAAGCUCCUCCGCCUCCAAAGCGAGCUCCGACCACGGCUCUCACUCUGCGCUCCAAGUCCAUGACCUCAGAGCUGGAGGAGCUCGUGGAUAAAGCCUCCGUCCGGAAGAAGAAGGAUAAACCCGAGGAGAUCGUCCCAGCCUCCAAGCCAUCCCGGGCUGCCGAGAGCGUGGCGUUGGAGUCCAGGGUGGCCACCAUCAAGCAGCGGCCCACCAGCCGGUGCUUCCCCUCCGUCUCGGACAUGAACUCCGUGUACGAACGCCAGGGCAUCGCCGUGAUGACGCCCACCGUCCCCGGGAGCCCGAAGGGCCCGUUCCUGGGCCUCCCUCGAGGUACGAUGCGAAGGCAGAAGUCAAUAGACAGCAGAAUCUUUCUAUCAGGGAUAACGGAGGAGGAGCGGCAGUUUCUGGCCCCGCCGAUGCUCAAGUUCACCAGAAGCCUGUCCAUGCCGGACACCUCCGAGGACAUCCCGCCCCCGCCACAGUCGGUGCCCCCGUCUCCACCGCCCCCCUCCCCCACCGCCUACAACUGCCCCAAGUCCCCGACUCCGCGAGUCUACGGGACGAUCAAGCCCGCGUUCAACCAGAACCCCGCUGCCAAGGUGUCCCCGGCCGCCCGCUCGGACACGGUGGCCACCAUGGUGCGGGAGAAGGGGCUCUACCACAGGCGGGAGGUCGACCGCUACUCCCUGGACUCCGAGGACCUGUACAGUCGCGGCGCCGGCCCCCAGGCCAACUUCCGCGGCAAGAGGGGCCAGAUGCCCGAAAACCCCUACUCCGAGGUGGGGAAGAUCGCCAGCAAGGCCGUGUACGUGCCGGCCAAGCCCGCCCGGCGGAAGGGCAUGCUGGUGAAGCAGUCCAACGUGGAGGACAGCCCCGAGAAGACGUGCUCCAUCCCCAUCCCCACCAUCAUCGUCAAGGAGCCCUCCACCAGCAGCAGCGGCAAGAGCAGCCAGGGCAGCAGCGUGGAGGCCGACCCGCAGGCCUCGGAGCAGCCCGGCCAGCUGCGGCCGGACGACAGCCUGGCCGCCAGCAGCCCCUUCGCCGCCGCCAUCGCCGGGGCCGUCCGCGACCGCGAGAAGCGGCUGGAGGCCCGGAGGAACUCCCCGGCCUUCCUGUCCACGGACCUGGGGGACGAGGACGUGGGCCUCGGGCCACCCGCCCCCCGGGCGCGCCCCUCCAAGUUCCCCGAGGAGGGCGGCUUCGGCGAGGAGGACGGCACGGAGCCGCUGUCGUCACCGGCACCCCGGGAGCCUGAGAACCACUUUGUGGGUGUGGGCGAGGCCGGAGCUCAGGGUGAGGCUGGCAGGCUGCCGAACGCUCCAGGCCAAGCCAAGGCGCCAGAGUGCAGCCCCGCGGCGCCCCCCCGGAGCGGCAACGUCGCCGGCCCCGAGAACUACGUGCAUCCACUCACCGGGCGGCUGCUGGACCCCAGCUCGCCGCUGGCCCUGGCGCUGUCGGCGAGGGACCGGGCCCUGAAGGAGUCCCAGCAGGGCCCCAAAGGGGAGGCCCCCAAGGCCGACCUCAACAAGCCUCUCUACAUCGACACCAAAAUGCGGCCCAGCGGGGAAGCGGGCUUCCCUCCGGUCGGCAGGCAGAGCGGGCGGGGGCCCCUGCGGCGGCAGGAGACGGAGAACAAGUACGAGGCUGACCCGGGCAAGGAGCACAGGGACGACAAGAAGGGCGUGCUCGUCAGCAUCGUGGACGCGUCCCAGCAGAAGUCAGCCGGGCUGCUGAUGGUCCACACGGUGGACGCGGCCAGGCCGGAGGACUUCUUGCAGGAAGAGGACGAGAAAGCCGACCUGGAAACGCAGCCAGACCAUCCGCCAUCGGAGGCGCCCGAAGGCGCCCCCGAAACUGAAGGUGCUUUCCCGACCCCCGCAGGCCCUGAGCCUGCGGCCGCCCCCGCCACCACGCCCGGCAGGACCAUCGUGGCGGCGGGCUCCAUGGAAGAGGCGGUGAUCCUGCCGUUCCGCAUCCCUCCCCCGCCUCUGGCGUCCGUGGACCUGGACGAGGAUUUUAUUUUCACAGAGCCAUUGCCUCCUCCCCUGGAAUUUGCCAAUAGUUUUGAUAUCCCCGAUGACCGGGUUGCUUCUGUCCCCGCUCUCUCAGACCUGGUCAAGCAGAAAAAAAACGACACUUCCCAGUCCCCUUCCUUGAACUCCAGCCAGCCAACCAACUCCGCAGACAGUAAGAAGCCGGCUGGUCUCUCAAACUGUCUGCCCGCCUCAUUCCUGCCGCCCCCCGAAAGCUUUGACGCCGUCACGGACUCCGGGAUCGAGGAGGUGGACAGCCGGAGCAGCAGCGACCACCACCUCGAAACGACCAGCACCAUCUCCACGGUGUCCAGCAUCUCCACCCUGUCCUCCGAGGGCGGGGAGAACGCAGACACCUGCACAGUCUAUGCAGACGGGCAAGCCUUCAUGGUUGACAAACCCCCGGUACCUCCCAAGCCAAAAAUGAAACCCAUAGUCCACAAAGGCAGCACCCUCUACCACGACGCGCUGCUGGAAGAGGACGUGGACAGCUUCGUGAUCCCCCCGCCCGCACCUCCGCCGCCGCCUGGCGGGGCCCAGCCCGGCCCCAUGAAGGUCAUCCAGCCAAGGACCUCCAGGCUGUGGGGGGAUGUCUCGGAGGUCAAAAGCCCGAUUCUCUCAGGCCCAAAGGCGAACGUGAUUAGUGAGUUAAACUCAAUCCUGCAGCAAAUGAACCGAGAGAAAUCCGGAAAGCCAGGGGAAGGACUGGAACCGACGCCGGGAACCAAGCCCGCCGGCCUCGCCCCCAGAGGCCCCGAGGUCAUGAGCACCGUCUCAGGUACGCGGAGCACGACGGUCACCUUCACUGUUCGCCCUGGGACCUCCCAGCCCAUCACCCUGCAGAGCCGGCCCCCGGACUACGAGAGCAGGAACUCAGGACCCAGACGCGCCCCCAGCCCCGUGGUCUCGCCAACAGAGCUGAGCAAAGAGGUCCUGCCCGCCCCCCUGCCCGCCGCCACUGCGGCCCCCUCGCCCACCCUCUCGGAUGUCUUCAGCCUUCCGAGCCAGCCCCCGCCCGGGGACCUGUUUGGCUUGAACCCAGUGGGACGCAGCAGGUCGCCGUCCCCCUCCAUCCUGCAACAGCCAAUCUCCAAUAAGCCUUUUACAACUAAGCCUGUCCACCUGUGGACUAAACCUGACGUGGCGGACUGGCUGGAAAGUCUGAACCUGGGUGAGCAUAAAGAGGCCUUCAUGGACAACGAGAUCGACGGCAGCCACCUCCCAAACCUCCAGAAAGAAGACCUCAUAGAUCUGGGCGUGACUCGAGUCGGGCACAGAAUGAACAUAGAAAGGGCUCUCAAACAGCUGCUGGACAGAUAA